Carcharodon carcharias (great white shark) is the source of this 3670-nucleotide messenger RNA. RefSeq names its product DNA primase subunit 2 (gene prim2). Bases 82 to 1617 code for a protein of 511 amino acids. Gene Ontology annotation, cellular component: alpha DNA polymerase:primase complex. Lineage: Eukaryota; Metazoa; Chordata; Chondrichthyes; Lamniformes; Lamnidae. The record is from RefSeq and is a predicted model, not a curated record. Gene Ontology annotation, biological process: DNA replication, synthesis of primer. The transcript has 13 exons.
GUGGCGGGAGUUUGCGGCUGCCUGGGUUUGGGUUGCUGAGUGUCCCUGGCGGCGCAGCCUUAGGCCUGGGGGGCUACAGAGAUGCAGUUUUCCCGGAAUAGUAAUCGCCGCCUGCGAUGCUCCCCGUUGGCCGAAAUCUACCCGUUCCCUGUUCAGUUCUAUGAGCAGCCGCCGACCGAGAACAUCUCACUGCAGGAUUUCGAGAGCUUCGCAGUGGAGAGGCUGAAACUUCUCAAGAGUAUAGAAACUAUUGGCGUUAGCUACAUCAGGGCAUCAGAAGCUUAUAACAAGAAACUGGAAAAUGAGCUUCGAAAGCUGAAGUUUCCCUACAGAGUUUCAAGUGAAGAGAAGCUAGAUGAUUAUGAAUUAAGGAGGAAAGAUCACAUCUCUCAUUUCAUACUGCGUCUUGCUUACUGCCAGUCGGAAGAGCUGAGACGAUGGUUUAUCCAGCAGGAGUUGGACAUUUUCCGUUUCCGAUUCAAUGAGCUGCAGGACAAACAGCAAGACUUUCUCAAGCACAAUAAGUUGGAGUAUCAAACUAUUGAUGUGGAGGAAAAAGAGCAUACGAAACAAAAGCUGGCUGACUCGGGUGGAUACAGUCUGGUCCAAAUAAAUGAAUGGUUGUUUUACAAGGUUUAUUUUGCUGAUGUUUUAGAGCUAGUCCGAGUUCGGAAAGUCUUUGUGAAAGAUGGUUUUGCGUACAUACCUCACCCAGAGAUCGUGAUUAUAGUCUUGAAUGAUUUCCGACAGCGGCUCUCCAAGUCUUUGGCAAUUGCGUCAAGAUCACUGCCUGUUAUACAAUCAGAUGAGCGACUCCAGCCCCUGCUGAACCACCUCAGCCAUGCGUAUGUUGGACAGGACUAUAGUGUUCAGAAGAACAUUGGGAAGAUUUCAUUGGAACAGAUUGACAGUCUGGCUGCAAAAUCGUAUCCACCAUGUAUGCGUCAGUUACACAAAGCUUUACGGGAUAACCAUCACCUCCGACACGGUGGCCGUAUGCAGUAUGGGCUCUUUCUCAAGGGGAUAGGCAUCACCUUGGAGCAGGCCUUGCAGUUCUGGAAGUCAGAAUUUAUAAAGGGAAAAGUGGACCCAGAUAAGUUUGAUAAAUUAUAUUCCUACAAUAUACGCCACAACUUUGGAAAGGAAGGGAAGAGAGUGGACUAUACCCCAUUCAGCUGCAUGAAGAUCAUUAUGUCGAAUCCGCCAAGUCAAGGGGAUUAUCAUGGAUGUCCAUUCCGCCACAGUGAUCCUGAACUUCUGAAGCAAAAGUUGCAGUCCUAUAAAACUCCCUCUGCAGGAAUUAGUCAGAUUCUGGAUUUAGUCAAAGGGAUGCAUUACCAGCUGGCCUGUCAGAAAUACUUUGAGCUAACCCACAAUAUUGACGAAGUAGGAUUUUCCCUAAGUCAUCCAAAUCAGUACUUCAUUGAGAGCCAGAAAUUCCUCAGUGGCAGCCGAGAUGUCAAGAAAGAGUCCAGCCAGCCAGAAAAUUCACAGCGUAGCCAAGGCAGCCAGCCUACAAGAAGCACGAGCACCUGUGCCUCUAAACCUGCAAGCCAGGCAGUGUCAGCUGACAUAGAGGGUUUAGAAGAGCUUCUUAGUGAAGGAUACACCGAGUGAUUAUUGGUGACAUUGGUAUCCAACGAAAUGCAUUUUGGGUUAUCAUGUAUCCUAAAGUGACUCUCACAUUCUUGUCAUCUUUCUUUUUUUCCCUUCAAAUGAGUAAGCUUCAGAAAAAUUGGAUGGUCUCCAGAAUGAGCUGAAAACAAGUACAUUAACUUGAUUGAAAUAUUACGACCAAAAAAAAAGACCUUAUAUUGUUACUUAGAUAUUGUCGCUUGCGCAUCUUGUGUCAGUUGCCUGGGAAUGAGUAAUGUAGUUGAUAUAGAUAAUGCAAGAUGAUGCCCAAGGCAUAGUGAUAUCCUUGGACUAAAAAAAUGUUCUCAUUCCACUAUGUUCUACAUGUACUAAGGGGUGAAUAAUAUGUUGGUGCAGUGCCUUAAUAUUCCGCUUUAGGAUACUUUUUCAAAUUUUUUAUAAAGAGAAGAAAUAUUCAAGCCCAGCCUACUGUAGUCUAGUGAAUGCAAUGGCAUUGCACACUUGGUAGCAUUUGACAAAUCAGUCCCUUUCUUCUCCACUAAACCACAUCAUUGCACUGCAAUUGUGUUCCAUGGUUAAUGGCUUCACCAUCAUUAGCUAAUAUUAUAGGCUUCAUUGCGUUGUAAUGUGAUCUGUUCUUUCUCAUUGCCCAUCAGGUGAAGCAUAAAUUAGGUGUAUAACAUCUUGUGUCACACUUGCAGGUUUCCAGAAGAGGAGCAUAUCUGAAUUAGUGUUCAUUUUCAUAAUCGCUUUUUGUGUUCAGGAUUGCUUGAUAUGCAAAAUAAAUCAAUGGAAAAGCAAUUGUUUUUUUAACCAGACCUGAUUUUCCUCCAAUCUUAAGCCAAUGUUUUUUAUCAAGAGCAUAAUUUAAAAAGCAAAUCUCAAAAGUCACAGCGUGCGAGCCACUUAGUUUGUAGCUUGCAAUUUCUCUCCAGUCUUUGGUAUGAGAACAUAUUUAAGGGUCUGUCUUUUGCUUUCUACUGCACCUGAGCAGCAACAGUAUUGUGGUAGUUGCUUGUGUGUGUGGUGCAAACAGAGGGGUCAUUUUUUUUUUGGUAUGCCUAUUAAUUAUUAAAGAUGCAUUUCUCAUAGAAUGACUCCCUGUAAUUCAUUUUGUGAUCGUGUGUUUCCGGUGGGGUGUCCGCUGAUUUUCUGAGAUGUGGCCCCAAUAGAAUAACGGAAUAUGAAAUCAGCCUAGUGCUGCAGUAGGCCUUGACUUUGUGUUUUGACAAGUCUUCUGAAGAAGGAAUAAAAGCGGACAAAUUGUGUUAAUUCAUCUCUAGUAGGCUGGAAUGUCCUUGUUGAGUGAUAGAGUGCUUAAUAUUGGUGCUGUCCUAAACUAUUGCAGAUGCCCUCACCUUUGUGGGAGGGAAACAUCUAUGCGCACUGAGAACAUCAUUGGAAGAUAAGUUGCAGAGAACACAGCAUGACAGCUUCAAGAGUCUAAUGCCAUGAACUUUAGGAUCGCUAAUACAAAUUGUGAAUUUUUGCUUUUGUAUUAAACAGACUCACAAUAAGCAAAAAUGCAAUUUCUUUUGGAUCCCUGAUGGACAAUUUACAUAGGUUAUCCACUGCAGAUGGGCUACAAGAUCCAGCUUUAACACACAUAACUCUUAACUGCUGUAGAAUUUACGAAGAACAACAAGCUAGUAUGAUGUGAUUUCAGACCCGGCUUUUGCACAGUUAAUGAAUUUCACUUGGAAGACCUCAUGAUUUUCUGUUUACAGAAUGACACUCCUGUUUGCCAGAAGCUGAAUUUCAGUUUUCUAUUUCCUCCUCCAUAUGUCCAUUGCAACAUUUCUUACAUCUGUAUGUGUAUAGCUUAAUUAUGUUGGUGGUACUUGUAUGAUUUUCCUCCUUGCUCCUUAACCAUGGCAUCCCAUGAUGCCAAUGUUAAAAAUGUAAUGGAUCACCAAUGAAGUCUGAAAUCGUAAAGCCUUAAAAGUAUGCAGUGUUAACAAGAAAGUAAUUUUUAUAAAUCAAAACUAGUCACUUGUUUUCAUUAACUUUCAAGGGUUUUGUAAAGUUAUAAUUAAAAGCUUUUGAAACAUAAUAAAGAAGUUGUUCAAAUUAA